AUGUUUGAACAUCGUGAUCCUCUUGAACAUACUAGUCUUUAUAAUAAAGCUGACAGUGAUGACAGUGAUGCAGAGGGAGGUCUUGGUAACGUUAGCAGACUGAUCAUACGCCCACCAGGACACAGUGGUAAAGCGAAAAAAGGUCACUUGUGCUUUGAUGCGUCCUUUGAAACCGGAAACUUAGGUCGGGUAGAUCUAAUUUCAGAGUACGAAUAUGAUCUGUUCAUUAGACCUGAUACAUGUAGCCCUCGAUUGAGAUUUUGGUUCAACUUUACUGUUGAUAAUGUUCGUGCCGAUCAACGUGUUCUAUUCAACAUCGUCAACAUAUCCAAAAGUAGAAAUUUAUUCAGAGAUGGAAUGACACCUCUAGUCAAAAGCACAAAUAAUCCUAAAUGGCAAAGGAUACCAAGAAGACAAGUAUACUAUUAUAAAUCACCACAGCAUCAGAAUCAUCAUGUCCUAACAUUUGCUUUUAACUUUGAUCGAGAGGAUCAAGUGUACCAAUUUGCUUUAAGUUAUCCUUACUCUUACACUCGAUAUCUGGGACAUUUAGAUAACCUUUGUGCCAAGUGUGCAUCAGUAAAGCGAGAGACUUUAGCAUCAUCAAUUCAGAAGAGAAAGCUUGAAUUGGUAACAAUUGGAUCUAAUAGUGAAGACCGUCCGAAGAAAGUUGUGGCUGUUCUCAGCAGAGUUCACCCUGGGGAAUCUCCAUCCUCUUUUGUUUGUCAAGGAUUAAUGGACUUUUUGGUAAGUGCACAUCCUAUUGCUCAAGUCCUCAGAGAUUAUGUUGUCUUCAAGAUCAUUCCAAUGCUCAACCCUGAUGGAGUUUAUCUAGGUAACUACAGAUCAACGUUGAUGGGAGUGGAUCUGAAUCGAGCCUGGAAUCGAAUUUCAGAGUGGAUCCAUCCAACUCUAUUAGCUACACGGACUUUGCUGGAAUCUCUUGAUAAAAAUGCAAAUAUGCCAUUGGACUGUGUGCUUGAUUUACACGCUCAUACCAACGCUACUGGUUUGUUCGUGUAUGGAAAUACAUAUGAUGAUGUUUACAGGUACGAACGUCACAUCGUCCUACCAAAGCUCCUAGCUCAAUACACAGAAGACUACAAUCUUGAUAAUACUAUGUACAACCAAGAUCCUCAUAAAGGUGGAACAGCAAGGCGUUUUUUAUGUUCAAUUCUCAGUGAACACGUUAAUUGUUAUACAAUUCAAGUGUCAAUGUAUGGCUAUUACCGAAAAGGAUCACCUGGUUUGCUUCCCUACACUGAAGAGAGUUAUUACAGAGUAGGAAGGAAUUUAGCUCGUUCUCUCUUGGAAUACUACAAGUUGACAGGAUUGAUACCCUCGGGACUGCCAGACCAGCCGUCGAAUAAGCGGGGACGUCAGUCCAGACAGAGGCAUCGGCAACCCCGGGAUCCACGACCCCGGACAGCUAGAACGCCUGCGCCUUUGCAUCUUGCCAGCAUCCACGAAUAUUUCACUGAGGAUUUUCCUGAAUUGCCGGCUGAUGCUAGAUUUCGAUCAAUGAGUGGAACACGAAUGAAUAUUACACCUGGACCAGGAAGUGUCAUUGGACAUGGUGGAAAAAAUCCUAGCUACAGGUAUCGAAGUCCUGGAGCACCGGUCAAUGCCAUCAAGACUGAUAAUUUGAUGAUCACAGAGCAUCCUGCAGAACCACGUCUAGCUAUUAUCGAUUUUAAUCAGCUGACUCGAGGCGGUUUAGACCUCGCUACUGGUAGAAAUAAAGCUAAAAUUGCGAGAAAAUCUCCAGAACGACAUUACCGGUUGAAACGAUAA
Molecule: messenger RNA, 1794 nt
Organism: Chelonus insularis
Lineage: Eukaryota; Metazoa; Arthropoda; Insecta; Hymenoptera; Braconidae
Product: cytosolic carboxypeptidase 6
Exons: 6
Coding region: 1-1794 (597 amino acids)
Biological process (GO): proteolysis; protein side chain deglutamylation
Molecular function (GO): metallocarboxypeptidase activity; zinc ion binding
Source: RefSeq, a predicted model, not a curated record